Messenger RNA from Homarus americanus (American lobster), 5812 nucleotides. RefSeq names its product lysocardiolipin acyltransferase 1-like. Bases 204 to 1457 code for a protein of 417 amino acids. The transcript has 9 exons. The record is from RefSeq and is a predicted model, not a curated record. Gene Ontology annotation, cellular component: endomembrane system. NCBI's taxonomy places the organism in Eukaryota, Metazoa, Arthropoda, Malacostraca, Decapoda, Nephropidae. Gene Ontology annotation, molecular function: acyltransferase activity.
CAGCACUCAGCAGUGUGGUGUGAGAGGUGAAGGAGAGAGGAAGUACGUCGCUCCAGGGUGGCGGCCGUGUGUUGUGGUGGCCGACCCGCGCUCUUGUUGCUUGCCCUUUGUUUAUUUAUCGCCAGUAAAUCUAGAAACCCCGAGGGAAAAGCGUCUAUGGUGGAACUUUUUGCUGUGCGUAAGGCACGAGGACCUAGCUGACGAUGGACGUGGGCGUUGAGGAUGCUGGAGGCGGUGAAGGUGUUGUUGAGGGUGGCGUUGAAGAAAGCACAGAGACCAACGCCCCCAAACCUGAGAGACCCAAGUUCCUGAACGUGAACACCGAGGACGUCCUGGACCAACCCGUGGGCUGGCAGGGAUGGGCCAAGGGCAUCGCCUUCGUCGUGAUGUGGUACGGGUCGAUACUGAUGGGGUUCUUCUCCCUGUACUGCCCCGCCCUGCCGCUGCUCUUCAUCUCCCGCCGCAUCUACAGGAGGACCACCGAGGUCGUCUUCACCAUGUGGGAGAGCUACGCCGUGGCGCUGAUGGAGGUGGUGUACGGGGUGAGGUUUUUCGUGUCUGGGGACGUGAUCAGACCCCAAGAGACGUCCAUCCUCCUCCUCAACCACAGGAACCGCCUCGACUGGAACUUCUUCUGGGGCGCCCUGGCUCACGGCACCUCCCCGCCAGCCCACAACUGUAAGAUCGUCCUCAAGUCCGGCAUCAGGAAGUUCCCGGGGCUUGGAUGGAUCAUGCAGAUGUCGUGUUUCCUGUACAUUCGUCGUCGGUGGGAGGACGACCAGCGGCUUAUGAACAACGUCCUCGACUAUUUCAGCGACAUUGACCACACGUUCCAGGUGUUGCUGUUCCCCGAGGGCACCAACCUCACGCCGGAGACGCAGAAGAAGAGUGAGGAGUUCGCCAGGAAGGCCGGACUACCCAGCCUCAGCAACCUCCUCCACCCCCGCACCACCGGCUUCACCUACCUGGUCAACAAACUGAGAAAUAGCGAGCAGCUCGACGCGGUGUACGACGUGACAGUGGCCUACCCGAAGACGCUGCCCCUCACUGAAAUAGACCUGCUUAAGGGCCGCAUGCCAGAGGAGGUCCACUUCCACAUUAAGAGACACCACGCUAGCAGUCUGCCGCAGACGGACGAAGGGCUCAAAGCGUGGCUGGGCGACGUGUGGGUGGAGAAGGACGAGCUACUAAGGACUACCCUCAAGCAGGGUCACUUUCCAGGGUGUACUGCUGCUGCCCCUCACCCACCCCUCAAUUCCUCCUACCUCUCCUUCCUCUUCUGGACGCCACUCACCAUAGGUAUGGCGUACCUGUUGUGCACGUGGUGGGUGGUACAGCUGUGGUGUUUCGCCCACACAGUGUUCUUCACAGUGGUCUCCUUCGCCACAGACGGCCUGCAGCACCUUGAGGUGUGGCUGCACCGCCGGGAGGAAGCGAGACUCAGGAAGCCACAAUGAAGCCACAACACAUUUGUAACUUCCAGUCAUCGAUCAUAAGCUAUAUAUAUUUUAUAUAUUGAGAGCUAUUUAUAAUUUGUAAAUACUGUAUAAAUAGUAACCAUGUGCAGAAACAUAUAAAAUAAACUAGUAGUGAAAAUACUUUAGUAAACGUAAGACUCGCUGGACUGCAAAAUUUAUUGAGAAAUAACGCAGCAGCAAGGACAACGGUAACCAGAAGUUCCACACCAACAUCUGCCUCACCUGUACCUAUUGUUGCCUUGAGAUAAUACACUAUGGCCAGGGGUAAACAGAGAUGAAAGGUGAGAUAUAUGUAGUGAGGAGGAGAGGCGGUAAUGUAUAGGCUGUUCCCUCGUCUCCGUCACCCACCCACCCAUCCUAAUUAUUGUAUUCACUGGAGAUAUACGACUAGAUGAAUGUAGGAAGGCCAAGUUACUAGGGGUUGUCAGGUCUGUUGAUUUAAUCUAUACUGCAAAAACUGACAUUUGAUCUUGAUGAGGUUAAUAUAAAACGCGUACCAGGUUCCUUGGGGUUAAAUGGUCAUAAUUGAAGUGACUUACACCUGUUCAGUGUUUUUACAGCUUAGGAUGUUUAUUCGUGCCAUACAGUAUAUAAACAGUUUAUCACAAGUGAACGUUUUUUACUAACUGACACCUGAAAUUAUCACCGUGGAUAGUAACUCGGGGCACACAUGAAUUUAUUAUAGUUGGACAUUUUUUUAAUCUAAUGAUGUAUCUCAAUAGGUGUCAGCUUUUCUCCUUUUCAUUCCAGCGUGUUUAGUGCACUGGCUUCAAGGUGCUGUACACUGCCACCAAUUCUAAGGCUGGCGCUAUGUGUAUAUUUAAUUUUAAUUAUGUGAUUCUAUAAACAUAUAACAACUGGUUCAUCAAUACGGUAGCAGCUGCUAAGUUGGAGGAAAACAACACAAAUGGCUGAUUAUAUUCAUUUACAAAGAUGCCACGUACUGUAAAUACAUUGAAGCAUCACACUACAGUAGGGCGUAGAGUGGAGUCAGGCUAUACAAAAGAUGGAAUUAUCAAAUGGCAAGUUUUUCUCUUUAAUUGCUUUUCUAUUAACACAACGAACAAGGAAGGUUUCUACCAGCGACACUGAUGCCAAUGUGAAACUCUGCAGUAUACAGAGCAUCACAUGAAUGUUGGUGAGGUGUCGUCUGGCGGGUACUCCCACUAACAAGUCGCGUACACUUUAGCUUGUAUACCAUGGUGAAGGAAAUAUGAAGACGGAUGAACUAAUUUUGCAUUAGAGGCGAGUGAUUCGAUGGUUAAUUAUUGACCGAGGCCUUAAAAGGCGUUCACUACAAGUCUACCAUAACAAUUAAUGUAUAAUAGGUAUCAAUAAUCUUGAUAAUGAAAAUACAAGAAAAUAUUAAGAAAUUAGUUAUUUGAAUCGUGCUCACCUAACCUAAAAAAAAGGUGCUUCUCUUUUUUUUUUUUAAAUUCCAGUUAUAAAAAGGUUUGAGUUCAAAUUUUACGGCAAAAAAAAACACAAUAACUAAAUAAUAUCCAGACCUGACAACCUUAGCAACAUGUUAUAUUAAUUUGUAUGAGGAGACUACAUUAUGUUUAUUCCAUGGAACGAUGACACUUGGCCACUGUGAACCUGCAGAAUGUACCGGCAGUAACCCAUGACAAAAUUUAAAGGUGCUUCAUCGCACACACUGUCACGUGAUCUGUAAGGUUGUGACCAUUUGGUGACCUGCAGCUGAUACAGACGUUUAGUCUCGAGUAUCGUGUAAUGUGGCUCGAAAACUGUCCACUCAAUCUUCACCAAAUUUUGAAAGACACGAUCAUGAGGAAACAAGGCAGGUUUUAAUACAAAUAUAAAAGAAGAGGAUAAAAAAUGGGACUAUUAGAUAACGCGGGACGCUAUUCUCAAGUCAGCACGAAAACGCCGAGUUACAGAAUUUUAUUUUCUAACAGUGUCCCAGUUUUUUCUCCAUUAAAAUUUUUCGUCAUUAGAACUUCUCUUGAUUCUACCGGAGUAUGACGGCAAAAUUUAGUGAUGACUGACUGGAUAACUUUUGGUUCAUGAUAACAAAUAUUACUUAUAUAAUGGUGUACAGUACCCCUAUGACAGAAGCUCGCCAGAUGACAUCAAGAUGUAAGGUGUGCAAGACUGUUGAGUUUGAGCACAUGGCCGCAACACCCCCCCUCUCCCUGUACCAUGACAUUGACCACCAGAUUACUUCAUAAACAAAUGCUCUUGACCUUCCUCUCAUAACUGCAUUACACCAAAGCAUCUUAGAAAACUCAUACUUACAGGCUAAAUGUUUUUUUUUUUUCACGGGGAAUAACCCACCCGGGCACAGGUCAUCGAGCCACAAUGGGGCCAUGCUAUUCAGAAAUAUAAUAAAUUACUAAGUCACUUCUCCAUUAGCCGGAACAAUUGGUGCAGAGCAAAUCUGGGAAUGAGAUUUUUUUCCAGGUAAUGACGACUCUCAAAUCCGAAAAAAUUACCCCAUCCCCAGAAAUUUUCCAGGUACCGGAAAAGUUCUUGGAAUUUUCCGGAAAUUGCACAUUAUUUCAUCCUCGGAAUUUGCUCCCAGACCCGGAAAAAAAUGAAGUUUCCGAAAUUUUCUCUGAACUUAACAUUUCUCGAACCCGGGAAAAAUCUCCCAUCUCCGGAAUUUGGUAAAAUUUUAGUUUUGGUCAUCCCUGUAUUUAGAUAUCCAAUGUAACCUAAAGUAACCAAACCUAGCCACAUAACUCAGGAACUAUAUUUAACCUAACUGGGAGACCUUUGCUCCCUAAGACUCCCCCCCUUUCUGGUGAGGGAUUAAAUUCCCAAGAUUCCCCAGAUGACUGAAAUUAAAAUAAUACCCCAAAUUUUUACGGGUACCGGGAAAAUUUUCUUGGAAUUUUCGGGAAAUUUGCCUGAUUUUCAUCCUCGGAAUUUAUUCCCAAACCCAGAAAAAAUUGGAGAGUUCCCAGAAAUUUUCUCAUAAUUGCCCCCCUUGGAAAAUCGUUCCCAAAUCUGGAAUUUGAAGUUUCGGAAAAAUUCCGAGCAAAUUUCAAUUCCGGCUAUCGGAGAGUUCUGGCUAACGGAUAUAUUAUUUGUAUGCUUAUAAAAUUCACAAACAUAUUAGUCAUUUAAGAGGGUUAUAUGUCAAAAUUUCUGUGAUGCGAGACAAUGAUGCUCUUUGGAAAUUUUCAUGACAUGUUGCAAGGAGAUUAACUAUUACUGUGACACCUAGCUUCGUACACAUACACAGUUAUAAAAACAAAGGCAAAAAUUGGUUAGUCAUAAUUAGUUGCACGCCAUAACCACAUACAUUUCACGAUAAAAUUAAUGCUUUCUUACCGCAUAAAACCGAAGAAAAAAAUGCACAAGCAAUACGUUUUGCAUAAUAUAAAUUUCACGAUUUGUUUUUCUCGAGAACACAAUUCUACGAGCGCUUCCUCUAAUGCUGUCAUGACUCCCUCCCUACUUUCCCGGUGGCUUACAUAGAAAUAUUUUUCCAAAUACGAUAAUUAUAGAAGACAUUUUUAUUAAUUUACAUCAAGUAAGGUUAGGAUCUGUAUAUUUGGUUUGGUCUGGUUGGUUAGAUUGGUUUAUUUUAUAAAUUAUAAAUCAUAUUGCGGCUGCCUGAAUGACUCCUUUCCUUUCCUUUUUUUAUAGAUAAUAAAAACUAAUACUUCAGGUUAGGUUAGGUGUGGUUUGGAUAGGUUAGGUCAUGAUGGUUUUUUCUUUAAUGUUAAACCAUAUACCAUCAGUAUCAUUAUCUGGUAAGUUGUUCCUUUGGUGUAUGAACAGAUGCCAAAUUUUUCAUUAAAUUGAAAGUUUGUUACACUUAAGGAAUCAUGUCACGUUCUAGCUGUUCUAUCAAUGCUCCAACUGUUUGACACGUGUCUGGCGAGAAGAAAGCUGAAGUCUUGCUUUUUGACCACGGUCUUCUAUGUGUCGUCACUGUGAUAUGAAAACAAGAUGGCGGCUGUAGAAUCAAGCAUCGCAUUACCUGAACCCGGAAAAAAUCGUAAAAUUCAAAUCCCACUAAACGUUUAUUGCUCGUGCUUGUUUCGUCGUUGUUAUGAGUUUAGAAAGCAUUUAUGUUCUAUGGUAUAAUUUCAUACAGUAGGUAGUUAAGGCGCGCAACUCAUCUUGACUAUUAAAGCAAAAUCUUAAUUAAAGAUAAGAAACAAUUUUAAUUUCUCACCAAUAACGAACACUUAACAACCUGAGUUCGUGUGUUCUCGCCCCACAACACAUCAACCUUAUUACAAACGUGAUGAUGAGUUUUGAGGAUCACUGUGAAAUAAUAUUUUUACAUACCGGUAUAAUCUUAUUUCUAUACGGCCCAAUUUCUUAAAGUUACUGUGAAUAAACAUUUCCUAAAA